AUGUUGGAAAAAUCCCGAAAACAAAGUCAAACUAAAAAUGCACGUGUCAUUGCUAAUCGAUAUCGAGUUGUUCGAAAAAUUGGUAGUGGAAACUUUGGUGUUGUAUUCCUUGUCAACGAUUUGAAUACUGAAGAAUUGAAAGUGUUAAAAGAAAUUGACAUUGGCAAUUUACAGCCCGAUGAAACUAUUGAUGCCGCAAAGGAAGCUAAUUUAUUAUCUAGUUUAAAUCAUCCCCAUAUUGUACGAUUUUAUGAAAGUUUCGUUUCUGAUGGUAGCUUUUGCAUUGUAACAGAGUAUUGUGAGGGUGGAGAUCUAGACGAGAAGAUCAAAUCAAUCCGAAAAAGUAGUACAACUCUGGAUGAGACUUUAAUAGUUACUUGGUUUAUUCAGUUACUAUCUGCUGUGCAGUAUAUUCACAAAAGGAGAAUACUACACCGAGAUCUUAAGGCAAGAAAUAUAUUUCUUAGAAAUAAUGUCAUUAAAGUUGGUGACUUUGGUAUUUCCAGAGUACUGUCUGGUACUUCUGACUUCGCCACUACUUUUGCUGGCACUCCGUAUUAUAUGAGCCCAGAGGUUUUAGACCAUAACGCUUACAAUUCUAAAUCGGAUGUUUGGGCGUUAGCCUGCAUCCUUUAUGAACUUUGUUGUCUUAGACAUGCAUUUGAAGGACAGAAUUUACUAAACGUCAUGCGAGCAAUUCUUGAAGGAGAAAUACCAGAAUUACCAAGCAUUUAUCACACCGAACUUCGUCGAGUUUAUCUUGGGAUGCUACAAAGAGAUCCGAAACAGCGCUUCUCAAUCAGUGAAGUUUUACAAAAUCCAUUCAUUUGUUACCAUGCUCGGGUAUAA
Messenger RNA from Trichoplax adhaerens, 849 nucleotides. RefSeq lists its product as uncharacterized. Lineage: Eukaryota; Metazoa; Placozoa; Uniplacotomia; Trichoplacea; Trichoplacidae. Gene Ontology annotation, biological process: protein phosphorylation. Gene Ontology annotation, molecular function: protein kinase activity; ATP binding. The coding region runs from base 1 to 849 and encodes 282 amino acids. The record is from RefSeq and is a predicted model, not a curated record. The transcript has 9 exons.